CCAAUCCCUUCAAGACAACACAGAUAAUUUAUAUAGUACUGCAAGAAGGGAAAAAAAAAACUAACCCAGAAAUACAUGAAACAAUACACGUCGUAUGUGGGUCGCAUGGCGUGUGGUACUACCGUGUUUAGUCGUUUGGCUGUCUCUGUUUAUCUGACCCUGACAGGCGCACAAGGAAAUGGGCACCACGUGUAGUCAAGGGCCAACGCGGCAUUCCCGUCUGAUGGCAGGGUAGUCCGGUGCUGACAUCCAGUCGGACCUAAGAAAGACCCCGGGGGGGAUCGUUGGAGACCAGUUGUAGCUUGGAACCAAGAGCGGGCUCGUUAAAACAUCGUCACAGUUCCUGCUCCUGUCUAGGAGAGGAUCGAUUUUCUGGAGGAGGGAAAACGUAAUAGAACAGAGCUUGUGCUUUUUAAAUUCCCUCUUUGGGCUGAUUAUCGACAACCUUGUAUUCAGGCCACAAGACUGCAGCGAUUUUUUAAAAAAAUAUUCCAUAAAACUGAAUAUCUUGUUUUAAAAAAAAAACGAAACCAAACUGCCACGGGGUUUUCCCCUUUGUGGUUAGUUAACUCUGGAUAUUUUGUUCGAGGCACAAGCGAGUAGAACUUUUGGGGAACUGUAUUUCUGAAGAGGUUGAAGACAACAGUGAAUUCUGAAGUGAAUCCCUUUAAGUACUUAGAUGCGUAGCUCUAAUUUGAUUAACAGUAAACGAUGAAUCGUUGUAAGGUCAGCUGGUGAAUAGGAUUAUACAGUUAUUACUUGAACGUUCAGGAUUACUGUAGACAGCUCAUGUGCAUCAUUCUGUGAUGGCCCGGAUCUCACCAUGCGGGUAAUGGGUGGGGGCCAUUCUGUACAAAUUGUCAUGGUAGGGCUAGAGGGGACAGGAAAGACAACUCUGUUGUACCGCCUGAAGUUUGGCCAGUACACCAGCUCCAUCCCUACGAUUGGCUUCAACUGUGAAAAGGUUGAAGUUCAAGAAGGCAAAGCCGGGGGAGUAACCUUCACCAUUUGGGAUAUCGGAGGUAAGGAUAAUAUGAGGCCACUCUGGAAAUCCUACCUCAGGUCCGCCAAUGGGAUCCUGUUUGUGGUGGACAGUAGUGACCGUGAGGGUUUAGAGGAGGCUCGGAUGGAGUUGGUCAAACUGGUCAAGACACAAAAUCCUCAAAAUAUUCCAACACUUGUGGUGGCCAACAAGCAAGAUCUGCCAUCUGUCAUGUCUCUGGACGAAGUGGCCAAGGGUGUUGGAGUGGAUGAGCUGUCUAGGUCCCACCCAUGUCAGAUCCUCCCGUCCUGUGCUGUCACAGGAGAGGGCCUGGCGGAAGCCAUGGAUGUCAUGUAUGAGAUGAUUAAAAAGUGGAAGAAAGGGAAAGGCAAAACAAGAUAGCACUGGACUAAUCUUAGCCUAGAAUAAUGGUAGCACUGGA
Lymnaea stagnalis (great pond snail) is the source of this 1424-nucleotide messenger RNA. The record is from the annotation of a GenBank genome assembly. NCBI's taxonomy places the organism in Eukaryota, Metazoa, Mollusca, Gastropoda, Lymnaeidae.